AUUAAAACACUAUAAAAUCAACAUAAAUUGCCAAAAUCCCGAAGCUGAGACGACAACCCCUUCUCCCUCCUCUCUCUGCAACGCCGUCGUCUCUGCUCGCUGGUCACCGGUAGAAAAUGCCGAAAGUUAAGACUAGUCGAGUUACCUACCCAGAAGGUUGGGAACUAAUUGAGCCCACUCUUCGUGAACUGCAAGCAAAAAUGAGAGAAGCUGAGAAUGACACUCAUGAUGGUAAAAGGAAAUGUGAGACCUUGUGGCCUAUCUUCAAGAUAUCGCAUCAAAAGAGUCGCUACAUAUUUGAUCUUUACCAUCGUAGAAAAGAAAUUUCCAAGGAGUUAUAUGAGUUCUGCCUGGACCAAGGUUAUGCAGACCGCAAUCUCAUUGCAAAGUGGAAGAAGCCGGGUUAUGAACGGCUCUGCUGUUUAAGGUGCAUGCAGCCUCGGGAUCACAAUUUUGCAACUACAUGUGUCUGCCGUGUGCCCAAGCAUUUGAGGGAGGAGAAGGUUAUUGAGUGUGUGCAUUGUGGCUGCAGGGGCUGUGCCAGCGGAGAUUGAUAACUGUUCUCUUCUUCAAGCUUAAAUGGUUUGCCUAGAGCUUUGUAUUAUGUAUAGCGAUUGUACCCCUUUAACUGACAGUGAACCUUUUCAAGCUGAGAUUCUAAAUUGUAUGUCUUUUUUUGCAAGAACUAAUUGUUGUGAUUUGUGAUGUUUUACCAAAUGCAAGCUUGAAAGCUGAAAAAAAGCAUACUGUGGUGCAUGCCUGCUUUGAUUUUGUUUGUCA
Argentina anserina (silverweed cinquefoil) is the source of this 780-nucleotide messenger RNA. Its product is annotated as protein BUD31 homolog 1. The record is from RefSeq and is a predicted model, not a curated record. Gene Ontology annotation, cellular component: spliceosomal complex; nucleus. Gene Ontology annotation, biological process: mRNA splicing, via spliceosome. The coding region runs from base 117 to 554 and encodes 145 amino acids. Lineage: Eukaryota; Viridiplantae; Streptophyta; Magnoliopsida; Rosales; Rosaceae. The transcript has 3 exons.